Molecule: messenger RNA, 1447 nt
Organism: Corticium candelabrum
Lineage: Eukaryota; Metazoa; Porifera; Homoscleromorpha; Homosclerophorida; Plakinidae
Exons: 2
Coding region: 103-1269 (388 amino acids)
Source: RefSeq, a predicted model, not a curated record
AAUAGAUAGCUUGUGACCGGAGAACUAAGCUGCGGUAUCCUGUGCUAUCAGUGUUUUUCGCGAGAUUGAAGUGGGCUCUGCAAGCAGACAAAAGCUAGGAAUAUGGACAUCGUAAUACGUUAUCCAUCCAAAGCAGAACGCAAGUUGGCCUAUACGGACGUCAUCAUCGUCGGAGUGAGAAACAAGGACGCCCACAAAACUCUACCAAGCUGCAAAGUGAUUGUACAACCUAAUGAGUAUCAUCGAUACGCUACAGCUACCUUGCCAGCACUUAAACCGCAGAAAUGGGAAGAAGUAGAAAUUAAAGUCGAAGUGCAAAAUCCUGGCAGACCCAACAUUAGAAAACUAUGCUCUGAAUUUGUUGUGAAAGUCGGUGAUCACGAGCAUACAGAACACGUUCAAGUUGCAAACUACAACCGGGGUGUCAACGACUACGUUCCCCAGAGACUAGGAGAGAGAGCAAAGGAAGUGAAGGUUUACAACAUUUUGAUGUUUGGAACGGCGGGUGCAAGCAAGUCUUCAUUUGUUAAUACCAUCUUAACAAUGUUACAAGGUCCUGAAGAAUCCAAAAUGUGUCGAAUGGCAGAAAUAGGAGGUAGUGCCGACCACGCUACUCGCAAGUUACAUUGCUUCGAUGUGUCCGAGAUCUUCGAAGAUGUCAAAUUCAAUCUGUGGGAUACGUGGGGCGUAGACCGCAAGUCCUAUUCAAAGGACAUCGUAGACACGCUGGUGGAUGGUAAGCUACCUCAAAACUGGAGUAUGUCGAUGCAGUUUGAGAAAUAUCGAGAUCGGUUUGAAAAGCAAAAGGAGACUGUCCAAACUCAAAUGCAUGCCAUUAUGUUUUUUGUUCCUCAAGCAAUGCUCACUGAUAUAGACGACGAGGAGGCUGCACGUAUCCAAGAAAUUUUUCAGUCUCUUAUUGCCAAGCUUUACAAUCCUCUGGUUAUCCUCAGCAAGGUGGACGAGGUUUGUCCACAAAUCAGGAGUGAUCCUUUAUCAAAGGUAAAGGAAGUUGAAGAUCUGAGAAAGAAGACAGCAGAAAUGUUCAAGAUUGGGCUCAAUAGCGUACGCUUUACCGUCAACUACACAGAAGAGCCAACCCGUACGUUUGGUAUCGAAGCUUUAGCAUACGAAAACAUCGAAUGUGCAUUGCAACAUUGCGAGUCAUUCGUCCAGUCGAGAAUCAUGCGCUUUGGUACUGUCAAAGCGUCUGACAUAGUCGAUAAGGACGGUCUCAUUUGGCCAUCAGACUCCGACGACGAAGACUGAUGAUGAACAUGACAAUUGCUGACACUAUUUGGUGCUUUACAAUUUAUGUGGCUUUCUUCUAUCCGGCUAGUAUGAUAAGACUUGAACGAUACAUUUUGUUUGUUCAGCUGCACUUUCGGCGUCAUUAUCUAUGUUGGUGUUGGGUUGCUCUAAUUUCUAUUUACGAUUUGGGAAACUG